CCUAAAAUAAGGUCCUGACUCCCGUCCAGUCCGCUUACACGUGUGGUUCAGUCGUCAACAUGGCCGAUUUUCAGAUGAAAAUUCUCCGUAAGAGAAUACAGAAAAGAAAUGAAAAAAACAAAGAGCGCAAGCUACUCAAGAAGUGCGCCGAGGAGGAGGAGUCUGUGAAGUCCGAGGGAGUGGAUGAGAAAUCCACUCAAGAAGCGUGCAAGACCAAAGCUAAACUCAUCCAAGAACAGCAGAAGCAGGACGAUGAGCCAGCUGACAUUGAAACUAGUGCACAAAGAAGCGCUGGAAAGCAGAAGAAAAAGAAACGAAAACCGCCUCUCACGCUUGAAUCACCAGCUGAGAAAAAGCCCAAAACUGUGCACGAAGUUAAUGGUGAAAAAGAUGGCUGUGAGAUGGAGGAAGAGGAGGAACCCGUCCAACCACAUGAGCAGGAGGAGGAGGAUGGUGAGAAAGAAGAUGUUCCCGAAUUACCAUUUGGCUUGACAGGAGCGUUUGAGGACACGUCUUUUGCUUCUCUCGCUGAACUGGUGAGUGAAAACACGCUGAAAGGAGUGAAGGAGAUGGGCUUCGAACACAUGACGGACAUCCAGCACAAAAGCAUUCGUCCUCUGCUGGAUGGAAGAGAUGUGCUGGCUGCUGCCAAGACAGGGAGUGGUAAAACCCUGGCCUUCCUAAUCCCAUCCAUAGAGCUCCUCUACAAACUUAAAUUCAUGCCCAGAAAUGGGACCGGUGUAGUGAUUCUUUCUCCGACGCGCGAGUUGGCAAUGCAGACGUAUGGUGUGAUCAAAGAACUGAUGACCCACCACGUGCAUACCUAUGGCCUGAUUAUGGGAGGCAGCAAUCGAUCAGCAGAGGCCCAGAAGCUGGCCAACGGCAUCAACAUCUUGGUGGCAACACCAGGCCGGCUUCUGGAUCACCUCCAGAACACACCCGGCUUCAUGUACAAGAACUUGCAGUGUUUGAUUAUUGAUGAAGCUGAUCGUAUCUUGGAGGUGGGCUUCGAGGAAGAACUGAAGCAGAUCAUAAAGCUUCUGCCUAAGAAAAGACAGACCAUGCUGUUUUCAGCGACACAGACGCGCAAGGUGGAGGACUUGGCUCGUAUUUCUCUGAAGAAAGAGCCGCUCUAUGUUGGGGUGGAUGACAACAAGGACAAUGCCACUGUCGAUGGUUUAGAGCAGGGCUAUGUCGUAUGUCCAUCGGAGAAGCGCUUCUUGUUGCUUUUCACCUUCCUGAAGAAGAACCGCAAGAAGAAGCUCAUGGUCUUCUUCUCUUCCUGCAUGUCUGUCAAAUUCCACUAUGAGCUCCUCAACUAUAUCGACCUCCCCGUCAUGGCCAUUCAUGGCAAGCAAAAGCAGACCAAACGCACCACCACCUUCUUCCAAUUCUGCAAUGCAGACUCUGGCAUUUUGCUCUGCACUGACGUAGCGGCUCGAGGCCUGGAUAUCCCGGAGGUGGAUUGGAUCGUCCAAUAUGACCCGCCAGAUGACCCCAAGGAAUACAUCCACAGAGUGGGCAGAACAGCCCGAGGCAUCAACGGCAUAGGCCACGCGCUACUAAUUCUGCGACCGGAGGAGCUUGGAUUCCUGCGCUUCCUCAAGCAGGCCAAGGUCCCCUUGAGUGAGUUUGAAUUUUCCUGGAGUAAAAUCUCCGAUAUCCAGUCCCAGUUGGAGAAACUGAUUGAGAAGAACUACUACCUCCACAAGUCAGCCCAAGAGGCCUACAAGUCGUAUGUGAGGGCUUACGACUCGCACUCGCUCAAGCAGAUCUACAGCGUCAACACACUCAACCUCCCCAUGGUGGCGAUGUCGUUUGGAUUCAAAGUCCCGCCCUACGUUGAUCUCAACGUCCAUGGCAGCAAAGGUGCAAAGCUGCAAAAGCGAGGUGGCGGUGGUGGCUUUGGUUACCAGAAAUCCAACAAUGUGCACAAGGCCAAAAUCUUCAGGCAUGUCAACAAAGGACGGAAUGACGCAAGGCAGUUCUCUCGUUAAUUGGGUUAUCAGAAUGCCCGGACUGGUCCCUUGACAGAGUAUCAGAAAAAAUAGCUCUCAAGGUUCUUUUUCCUUCCUAAUUUGUAGGAAUUGUAUUUUGUGGCUAUUUCCUGGAUGUUUUAUAGAUAGAUAUAUACACACACACCAUGUUUGCUUGACUAAUUAUAUUUGUCCACAAAACUUUAGUGCAAACAUGUUGGAUUUAAAUACAACUCACGUGACCUUGCAUAGUGAAUGACUUUGUUUUACUUAUUUGAGAUCAUGUGGAAGCCCCGAGUUAAAGAAUAAAAAAACAUUUAAUACAGUAAUUUGUAAUUCAUUCCAUCUGAUGAAAAAAAGGUGCUUGUCAAUCAAUUGCACAGGGAAACUGAAAAGUUGCAGAUAUGCUGCAUACAAAUGCCACUGUACUAUUUUCUAUUUGUUACACUCAACAUUCCUGAUUCAAUUUUAAACAAACUUGGAAUAUCUACCAUAGCCCAUCAAUCCUCCAAAUGUGCCCCGCCCUCCAACCCUGUCAUAACCAUGCCUAGAAAAUACUUUAUGUAUUAUUCGAAGUGGUCUCUUAUUCCAAAUAAAAGAGAAACCUUCUCAUUGCUCCACA
Syngnathus typhle (broad-nosed pipefish) is the source of this 2598-nucleotide messenger RNA. RefSeq names its product DEAD (Asp-Glu-Ala-Asp) box polypeptide 18 (gene ddx18). The record is from RefSeq and is a predicted model, not a curated record. The transcript has 14 exons. Gene Ontology annotation, cellular component: nucleolus. Gene Ontology annotation, biological process: maturation of LSU-rRNA from tricistronic rRNA transcript (SSU-rRNA, 5.8S rRNA, LSU-rRNA). Gene Ontology annotation, molecular function: nucleic acid binding; ATP binding; RNA helicase activity. Bases 60 to 1997 code for a protein of 645 amino acids. NCBI's taxonomy places the organism in Eukaryota, Metazoa, Chordata, Actinopteri, Syngnathiformes, Syngnathidae.